Messenger RNA from Puccinia graminis f. sp. tritici CRL 75-36-700-3, 2562 nucleotides. Its product is annotated as adenosinetriphosphatase. Gene Ontology annotation, molecular function: ATP hydrolysis activity; RNA binding; ATP binding. The transcript has 6 exons. The coding region runs from base 32 to 2419 and encodes 795 amino acids. The record is from RefSeq and is a predicted model, not a curated record. Gene Ontology annotation, biological process: ribosome biogenesis. Gene Ontology annotation, cellular component: nucleus. Lineage: Eukaryota; Fungi; Basidiomycota; Pucciniomycetes; Pucciniales; Pucciniaceae.
GGAACACUCAGCUUGCAACCAACCAACCCAGAUGAACUCCACUCCGAUCUCAACUGGCAACUUACUCAACAGACAGAUCAUGGGAGCAUACCGAAAACACCAUAUCUCACUCAACAGCACCCCACUACCAACAAACACCACCACAACCACCGAAGCAGCAACAGCAACAACUAGUACUACCACACCAACAACUAUCAACUUAACCGACGAACUAACUACCAACCAGGAGAAACUCACAAUCGAUCACUCCCAUUCAGAACAUCCUACUACAUCCUCAACCUCAAAGAGGAAACUCAACUCAACCCAUGAAAACCUCAAUCGAAUCACCAAUCAAUCAACUCAUUCACCAACUACCAUCAAGCGAACCAAAUCUGCAUUCAGCAACUCAAAGCAAAGCGGAAACCCUUCCUCAUCAUCACUCAUCAAGGAUACAACCCCUUCAGUGACCCUCUCAGAUCUCGGUGGGAUCGAUGGAACGGUAGAAAGACUAUUAGAAUUGAUCGGACUGCCAAUCCUUCAUCCAGAGAUAUUCGAAUUUACCGGUCUCAAACCAAUCAGAGGACUCCUACUAUGCGGCCCUCCAGGUUGCGGAAAGACGAUGUUGGCGAAUGCGAUCGCAAAUCAGUUGGGCGUCCGACUGAUCAACGUCUCCAGUACUAGCAUCGUCAGUGGAAUGAGUGGCGAAAGUGAGAAGGCGAUCAGGGACAUCUUCGAACAAGCUACUAAACAAGCACCAUGUCUGUUGUUCAUCGAUGAAAUCGAUGCUAUUACUCCUAAGCGUGAAACUGCUCAACGAGAAAUGGAACGAAGAAUUGUGGCACAGCUACUGACUUGCUUAGACGAUCUCUCGCUCGAAAAGACUGAUGGUAAACCGGUGAUCGUGAUUGGUGCAACUAAUCGACCUGAUAGCUUGGAUCCAGCGCUGAGGAGAGGUGGAAGAUUUGAUCACGAGAUUCUGAUGGGUGUGCCCGACGAAGCAGCACGGGAACAGAUUCUGCGGGUGCUAUGUUCAAAAUUAAAACUGGUGGAUUCCUUUGACUACAAGCAGUUGGCUCGUUCCACGCCUGGAUAUGUUGGUGCCGAUUUAACCGCCCUGACAGCUUCUGCCGGUGUUAUUGCCAUCAAGCGAAUUUUUGAACCCGAUACCAAGCCGGACAAGUUACCUGAUGACAACAUGAUUAUCGAUCUAACUGAUUCCCCAGCAAAAGAAGAUCUACUUGUUGUUGAAACGGAUGUUCCAAACCAAGAACAAGAAGCUCCCCCAGCCGAUAUAUUCGAAAAUCUACCCAGUCAUCUACUCUCUCUACCUAUCAUCAACUUUCUCCGCUCGAACCCCAGAAAAUUAAACUCGCAGCAACUGGAUCGAAUCCGAAUCAACCAACUUGACUUUGAACGUGCACUCAAUGAGCUCCAACCCUCGUGUAAAAGGGAAGGGUUCUCGACAAUUCCAGAUACGACAUGGUCUCAAAUUGGGGCCAUGCAUUCGGUGAGAGAUGAGCUCAAUAUCUCGAUCAUCCAACCGAUCCGAUAUCCCGAGAUGUUCGAGAAAAUCGGCAUCUCUUCUAGCUUUGGCGUCCUCCUUUGGGGGCCUCCUGGUUGUGGUAAAACGCUGGUCGCCAAAGCUGUUGCUAAUGAAAGUCAGGCAAACUUUAUCUCCGUUAAAGGCCCUGAAUUACUCAAUAAGUAUGUUGGCGAGAGUGAGAAGGCAGUGCGGCAAGUGUUUAUUAGAGCCAGGGCCUCUGCUCCUUGCAUAAUUUUUUUUGAUGAACUCGAUGCAUUGGUUCCCCGGCGAGACGAUAGUCUAUCCGAAAGUUCAUCCAGGGUAGUCAACACACUUCUCACCGAACUAGAUGGUCUUGAGCCACGCAAGCAGAUCUAUGUGAUUGGUGCGACGAACCGACCGGAUGUAAUGGACCCGGCAAUGGUCAGGCCGGGCCGACUGGACAAGAUGAUCUUCAUCGACCUGCCUGAUCGACAAGACCGAUGGGAGAUUUUCAAGACCCUGUCGAGCAAGCUGACGUUCGACAGCCCAGCCUCCGAGGCGAUCCAGAAGCUUAUCCAGGACGACCCACGGUGUGCGGGCUAUAGCGGGGCGGAUAUCGGCGGCUUGAUCCGCGAAGCCGCGCUGAUCCAGUUGCGCAAACAGAUCCGGAACCGGACCCUUCUGGAUCCGACUGGCGAUCGUCCUCAUCAUCUUGAGACCCAGACUACUCAGGAAGAGUCUCUUGGGAUCGCCGACUUCGAGGAAGCAUUGGCAAAGGUCCGGCCGAGCGUCUCUUCCUCGCAACAUAAACGAUACCGCGCCCUUCACUCUAAGUUCAAUGGGGUCUCCGCCGGUACACUUAAGGUCCAAGAUCAGGACGACGAUCCUUCUUGUAAACCUCGUCCUGCUCCUUGUCCUCCUCCACUCUCCUCGUAGCUCGUCUCCUCUGUCUCUCCAAUUCCCUCCCUUUUUUUCGGAAUUUAUAUUCGCACUUUGGGGUUGGUGUUUUUUUUGUUUGUUUUGGAGGCUUUCUUGUGUUUCAUCUACAAAUCAAUAGCUAUAACAGAUCUUAUGACUUC